Messenger RNA from Gadus chalcogrammus (walleye pollock), 5462 nucleotides. RefSeq lists its product as uncharacterized. Gene Ontology annotation, cellular component: Golgi apparatus; cytosol. The record is from RefSeq and is a predicted model, not a curated record. NCBI's taxonomy places the organism in Eukaryota, Metazoa, Chordata, Actinopteri, Gadiformes, Gadidae. Gene Ontology annotation, molecular function: cytoskeletal adaptor activity; dynein complex binding; dynactin binding. Gene Ontology annotation, biological process: protein localization to organelle; regulation of microtubule cytoskeleton organization; microtubule anchoring at microtubule organizing center.
CAUAUUUAUACGAAAACAAAAAUAUUCAAAUCACAGGUUUAGAAUGUUUAAAUUCCUAUAAAUCGCGUUGGUGAAAACCCGGAAAAAUUCAAAGAGAUUCCCAUGAAGUGUCCCGGUGCCGUUGCUAGAGGGAGCAGUAGCUCGGUUUCCGCGCGCUUUGACGCUCGAGCCCACCGGGGAACGGAGAACCGGGUGAGAACGAGAGACGCCUUGUUCUGGACUGGCCUGGUUUAGGCGCCGAUGCUCGGGGGUCGUAACAGAUUGACAUUUCGUUUAACAAACACAACUCGCGGCAUAUUUCUGUGCGAGUGGAUACGGUAGCUCCCCGGAACACGAUCUACUGCGUGUCGUGAUGAAAGCUACGUAUUGAAGAGAUCAAUACAACCUUGGAUCGACCAGAGGCUGGCCAGAAGAGAGAGAUGCUGGAGGCUGACGUGGAGUCCUCGGGUACAGAGUUGGCUCUAGAGCUGCAGGCUGAAAUGGAGAUGGGGAGCGGGGAUCUGAAUGCGGAGGUGCUGCGGCUCUCCCUGGAGCUCCAGGAGGCCACAGAUCAGAAGCUGCAGGCGGCCCGCUAUGGCCUGGUGGUGCUGGAGGAAAGCUCUGCCCUAAAGACCAAGCACAGGCAGCUGGAGGAAGAGCAUGAGGCACUCAGACAGGAGCUACAGCAGCUCAAAGAGGCCUUCACAGACUCUGUCAGCAGUCAGAAGCGCGCAGCUGCAGAUGGAGAGUGCCGGGAGGAGAAUCUCAUGCAGGAGACGGCUACUAAGGAGGCUGCCAUGGCAACCCGCUUGGAGGAGGUCCAGGCGGAAUUGAAGCAGGCCCGUCUGGCUCUGGGUAAUGCCCAUGCUGAAAUCGAUAGGAUCGGGGGGCUCGCUGGACAUCUGAAGAAGGAGUCUGAGUGUCUGGAGGCGGAGAAGGACCACCUGCGGGACGAGAUGAAGGAGUACAAGGUGCGGGAGCUGAGGCAGCUGCAGGACAACUGUGAGCUGGAGGAGGAGAACAUCUCUCUACAGAAGCAAGUGUCGGUGCUCAAGGAGAACCAGGUGGAGUUUGAGGCGGUGAAGCUGGAGCUGACCCAGAAGGACGAGGAGCAGGAGGACCUGCGGGGGCAGCUGGACGAGGCGGCGCGCCUCAAGGAGAUCGCGGAGCGGCAGCUGGAUGAGGCCCUGGAGGCCCUGAAGGAGGAGCGGGAGCAGAAGAACAACCUGAGGAGGGAGCUCUCGGCCCUCUCCCUCAACCCCUUCGACUCGGUGGGCAACCUGGAGCUCCACCUCGACCAGCUGGACGAGAGCCAGGAGGAGGGCCCGGGGGGGCGGGGGGGCGAGGGAGAGGACCAGGACAGCGGCUUUAACAACGGCCCCGGCUCCGCCCCCGAUUCUGCUGACCCUCCUCACUCGGGCGGCUCCAAGACCAACGGCCUCAUCCAGCGCUACUCCACGCCGCGCAGCAGCGACGUCUUCCUCCGCGCGCCCACGUCCGGCCUGGUGUCCGACCUGCUCAGUGAGCUGCACUUCUCGGACAGCCAGAAGCUCAAGCAGCAGCUCCUACAGGUGGAGCGAGAGAAGGCCACACUGGUCAGCACCAUCGAGGAGCUCCAGAUGCAGCUGGUCAUGUCCAAGCAGGCUUUCAGCCAGCAGGAGGACAAGGUGGGCUCGCUGACCCAGCAGCUGGAGGUCAUCCACGGGGGCCAGCAGGGCGGACAGAAAGCCGGCGGCGGCGGGGACAACGAGGCGGAGGACGGCGGCGACUACGACUACGAGCUGGACGUCAAGAGCACGGAGGUGCUGGAGGCCCGCAUGCGCGCCGCCCAGGAGGAGCUGCUGCUGCUGCGGGAGGAGCUGACGCAGGCCGGGGCGCGCUACACCAGCCUGGAGCAGCGCUGCAGGCAGGAGAAGGACCGCUGGCGGGCCGAGGCCCAGGAGCUGGCCGACAAGAUCCGGCAGUGCAUCAAGUCGAGCCGGCAGGACCAGGAGCGCAUCAGCGAGCUGGAGAAGGAGAUCGGCGCCACGCGCAAGGUGGCCACCGACUCGGAGGGCCACCUGAGCGUGGCGCAGGAGGAGCUGCUGGCCUUCUCCGAGGAGCUGUCCAACCUCUACCACCACAUCUGCGUGUGCAACAACCUGACGCCCAAGCGGGUCACCCUGGACUAUUACCGCGACGGCGCCCGGGCCAACGGCGGCGGGGGCAGCGGGCGGCGGGUGCACCACCCCACCCCGGCCCAGCAGGCGCAGAGGAAGCAGCGCUCCAGCGACCUCUUCGGCUCCAAGGCCGCGGCCCUGCAGUUCAUGGGGGAGGUCGACUGCUCGGGGUCCAGCGCGGACCCGGCCAGCUGCCCUGGGACACCCUCACUGGACUUCAGGGACCCCUCCAACGUCCGCAACCUGAUGGCGGUCAUCAGGUGCCAGGUCAAACACCUCCGGGUGGCGGUGGACCUGUGUCGCCAGCGCGGCGCCCUGCCCUGCUCGGCGUUCGGCAACAGCGGGGAGUGCGAAGCUGGCGACGCAGAGACCCUGAUGUAUGAUUUGCUGCUCAAACUGAAGUCUCUGCUCAGCACCAAGAGGGAGCAGAUCGCCACUCUGAGGACCGUGCUCAAGGCUAACAAGCAGUGCCGAGUUGGCGCUGUCCAAUCCUGAAGGAACCAGUAUGAGACGGAGAAGGGCAUGGUGUCGGAGAGCAUGGGGAAGCUGAUGAACGAGCGUCAAGACCCUGAAGUGGACUCCGCCACUUUCUCCCUUCCUGCGGUCAUGUUUCGCCAGCCGUGUGACCAGUACGUCACCCAGCUGGACGAGAUGCAGCGGCAGCUGGCGGCGGCCGAGGACGAGAAGAAGACCCUCAACACGCUGCUGCGCAUGGCCAUCCAGCAGAAGCUGGCCCUCACCCAGCGGCUGGAGGACCUGGAGGCCCCCCGCUCGCCCAACAGCCUCAACAGCAGCCCCCGCCGCUCCCGGGCCAAGGAGCUGGCCACCAAGUCGGGCCGCGCCAGCCGCAGCCCCAGGAACAGCCCGGCGCGGCCCCCCGCGCGGAACAGCCCGCGCGCCAGCCCCGUGUUCGGCAGCAGCGCGGCCAACACGGCCACCAACCAUCUCCGAGCCAUCACCCGCAGCCUCCACACCAGCCCACGCUGACACAGCUCUCAUCACUCCACCACCCGACUCCUCCAUAAGGAGAACCCGUCUUCAUGUUGACCCGACCCAACCUCUCCUCCCUCGGCCACCGCCCCGCCACCGAGACCUCCUGUCGACCACCACCACCACCUCCCCCCUGACCCCCGACCCCCACACUCCCCUCCAGACAACACCAGACCUUCUGGAUCCAACAAACUGAAACUAAAACCAUCUUGUCAUCCAUCCAUGCCUUCUGUGUCUCCCUCUCCGCCCGGAGCGCGCCUGCGUGCAUGCAGCCCGGCCCCCGCAGUAGGGCGGGGGGGGGACCCCGCUGCUCCCCCUGGCUCUGUGGUGUCUUAACUGUCGCCACACAACCUCCCAUCCCAUCGUCUUGUGUUUUUAAAGAUUGUGUGCUGUGAAGAAGUUCCAUUGACAGUAUUUGUUCUAGGCCGAAUCUUUCCAAUACGAUAUUUAGUUUCCACAAGUAUUUUUCCACAUGGCUUCGUCCCGUCCCAAAUGUACUGUGUUUUAAAGUGAUGUAUAUGCAAGGCUGUGACCUGUUGCCCUAAAACAUCCGGAAACCUUUUGCCUUUAGUGUGGCCUUCUUUGAUUAGGCCUCUCUGUUAUCCAUUUAGUGGGGCUGACCCUCACAACUACUAUGGUUUAGACUCUGUAGCUUUCUAAUAAUGGCAUACACAAAUGUCUAAUGCUUGCAAAAGUCUUGUGGCCCAUCCAUCUUCAGAAUCCUCUUCUGUAUCACGGACCCUGAUACAAAGGUGUCAUAGUGUGAUAUCCAUUUCAGAACCUCUGGCUUCGACCGAUCAGCUACAGCAACCUUUAAAGUUCAGCGAACAGAUCACUUCACUGGGGAGUAUAGCUCAGCCAUAUUGCUACCGCCUCAGGUCAAACACAAAUUAAUCAGGCACCGUGAUUUGAAGAUAUGAUUGGAUCAACAUCCAGCUUACGUUGCCAGCUAUGCAGACAUGUCGGGUCGGUUAUUGUUCAAUGUCAUUCGUUCAGAUUAGAGUGAGCUGUUACUAGUUUACUUAUUUUCUUGCGGUAAAGUUCCAGUACCUUCUUAAAAAAAAAAACUUUAACCAACAUAUCUAAGGGACAUAUCUAUGUGAUUCCAACAAAAUAUCCAGGACUGCAUUAAUUGUGCUUUCAGAUUUCCCCAUUGGCCUGAUUACCAUAAAAUAGAAAGCCCAGUGUGUCUUAAUAGCACAUUGGUAUGAGUCAACAUCCUGUUGGUAUCAUGCACAGUUGAAUUCAUACAUUUGGCACAUACAGGUUCAUAGAAGUCCAACUACUAAUAUGGCAGUUAACUACUAACAGCAGCUGUGUGGCUAGCCUUCAUUCAAAUUAACUCAUUUAAAUAAUGGCUUCUUAUAGGCAUGAUUGGAAACCUUAUAGAUGCAAAUAUGGUUUCCUAUUUAGAUGCUUACUUACAAGAGUAAAGUUUAAGAUCUCCACAGGUUAUAACGUUCUUUGCAACUUCACUCACAUCUGACGGUCCAAUGAAAAUGCUGAGAUUUGUAAUCCAUUUCCAGGACUGAAAUGUGGAUCAGAUAUGGAUCUCCGGUACCAGAAGCAAUGUGAUGUGGAUCUUAAGCAUUAUCUUGUGAAUAGUGGACUUUGUGGGAAGAAUCGAGCUUAAGAAUCACGUUUAAAAUUGAAAAAUCAAUGUAAGAAGGAAAUAUAUUUUCAAUUGUAGAUUAUUAGUGAUUAGAAGAAACCACGUCCUGCUGAUUUUUUAUAAAUCAAAAAUUUGAGUGCCUUGUCUUUUUUUGCUGGCCUCUUUAUCUUGGACUGCUGUCACCUUUUGUAAAGAAUGGCUAUCACGCAAACACUGUAGAAAUUAUUUUUCUUUUUAAUUAGCAAAUUUAUUUGUUUGCUUUUUAGGUAAAAAGGUGGCCAGUCAGCACUGAUUAAGGUGAUACUUGAUUUCGGUAGAAUAUUUUCUAUUAUGUAUAUGCACACACCUUGUAUGAUGAUACGAGUACACAUAAUUUGACUGGGUCCCUGAACUAACCAACUACUGUUUUUAGUUGGUAAUAUUAUUAUAUGGAUUAUGAAGGAUGUAAAUAUGCAACAUUUUAAAAUAUUCUACCAAAAAUUAAUAUCUGAGUAGAAUUUGCAAUGGAAUCCUGUUACUGCUUAUCAAUUCUUGUUGCGAAUGUGAAUAAUUUAUGUAGUUGUAUACAUUUUCAAUUGACAUCUGUAUUUAUGUUUUGUGUAAAUUGUUGCAAUGUCAUUCACAUGCAUCAUCCUUGUAAACCACUUGUCCUGAAAAAAUAAAAUACUGUUCAUGUAAGCUUCCUUUUUAUGUAUUGAUUGUAUUAAGGAGAUUUAGAUAGA